AUGUGGCUCCUCAAUGCCAAAACACGAGAGCUGGAACAGGUCAUGGAUGACAGGCUGACCAUCAACAAGUACGCGAUCCUUUCACACACAUGGGAGGAUAGACAAGAGGUCCUGUUCGAGGAGAUCGGUACGCCUGCAGCGAAAAGCAAGGCAGGACAUCAGAAGAUCGAGUUCACCUGCAAGCAAGCAGUGCGAGACAACCUGGACUACGUUUGGGUCGACACCUGCUGCAUCGACAAAAGAUCGAGCGCCGAGCUCUCGGAAGCCAUCAAUUCCAUGUACAGAUGGUACAACAACGCCAGGAAAUGCUAUGUCUACCUCGCGGACGCUCGACUCCCAAACCUGUCCGACGAUGAGAAGCUUGGGCGGAUCUUUCAGGACUGCAGAUGGGUCAAGCGAGGCUGGACGCUACAAGAGCUCAUAGCUCCCAAAUAUAUGGCCUUCUACGAUCGAAGAUGGAACUACAUGGGUGACAAGGUCUCCAAUGCAGAACUUCUCUCUCGUGCCACUGGCAUCGAUGUGAAGGUCCUGCGAGACAGAGAUCUACUCCCACACACCAGCGUUGCAAAACGCAUGUCCUGGGCAGCCCGACGUACGACAACAAGGGUAGAAGAUGAAGCAUACAGCUUGCUCGGGCUGUUCGGCGUCAACAUGCCUCUACUGUACGGCGAAGGUCGACGAUCAUUUCAGCGGUUGCAAGAAGAGAUCAUACGGACGCAGGCUGGUGAAGACCACUCCAUCCUGGCCUGGCGAAGUACCAACGGCGAUCUACUUGCGCCAUCGCCUGCCUCUUUUGGCUUUGCGAGCAACAUGAGUAGCUGGUCACUACCACAAGGCGGGACGUUCGAGCUAUCGAACAAAGGUCUUCGCAUCGGCGCUCUCGUGAAACCACAAGAGGAUGGCGAUGAAGAUGACUGCAUGGUCAUGGCAUUGGAGUGUACAGCAUCCGAGAGACGCGGCACACAGCAAGCGCUGGCCCUGCGUCGACGCCCGCAAGUGGUGCAUCCAACGCAGGUUCGCGCGGCUACAGUAGCGAAGCAAGCUGCAAUAUAUGAUCGGCUACCGACUCUCCAAACUAUCACUCUCGACGACAUGGAAGAGUUCGAGAAGCAGGAGAUCACGAUAGGCAGGACAAUGUUCCACUUCCCUCGAAGCCCGCAAGUCCGUAUCACACACUCCGCUGACCUCACAACACGGCACAAGCGGACCAUGCCCACAGACAGCGCCCUCUGCGUACCAAGAGGAGACUGGAACGCCCAAACCCAGAUAUUAUACUUGCGUCCAGCGACUCGUAGCUUUACAGCAGGCUACUAUGCGUGUCUCGAGCUCUACAAGCCUGGCGCGAGGCAAGCUCACUUUCCUUUAGCCAUGAAGCUAGAUCUAUCGAAUCCUGGCGUGGACAGCAAUGCAUCGCCAAAGCUUUAUGCGGAGAAGUUCAAUGCGUUGCGCCAUCUGGACGAGUUACAGGCUUUGGUGGGUGAGGCGAAGAGUCUUCGAAGUGGUGAUGUAAGAAAUAUCGAUGUUGGGGAUGAGAGGAUGGUUCAGGUCAUUGCACGCUAUGUGAUGGUAGCGGGUGAGGUCAUGUGGAACCUGCACUUUUCGUUCAGUAAGACAGAGAUUGUGGAUCCGGUUGUAUGA
Molecule: messenger RNA, 1638 nt
Organism: Fulvia fulva
Lineage: Eukaryota; Fungi; Ascomycota; Dothideomycetes; Mycosphaerellales; Mycosphaerellaceae
Product: Vegetative incompatibility protein HET-E-1
Exons: 1
Coding region: 1-1638 (545 amino acids)
Source: RefSeq, a predicted model, not a curated record